UACAUGAUACUCUAGUUACGGAAGUCAUCCAUUUUGUUGAUGUACAAGGUUUAUGUACAAGGUACAAAAUCUGUUUUGCUUGACAAUAAUCAGUCACGUGUAAAAUAAAACCGCUACAUUUGUUUAUCUAAAGCAAUGGAAGUCUUUCAGAAAGCAAAUAAUUACGACGAAGAUGAUACAAUCAUUGAAUUGAAUGUUGGAGGCAAGAUAUUCAGCACACUCAAAUGUACACUUGCGAGGGAAAAGGAUAGUCUCCUAGCCAAAAUGAUCAAUGGAAAAAGUACAACAAAAUUGGACAACUCUGGCAGAUAUUUUUUUGAUUGCAAUCCAGACAUCUUCUGCCAUAUUCUUGAAUACCUAAGAUUUGGAAAAUAUCCUCCUCCUGAAAAAGCCAUUGAUGUAUAUAAUUACGCAAGGAUGUUUCGUCUUGGGGAAUUUAUGGCUUCUUUGGAACAAUUCAAAGAUGUGCAAUAUAAACUACAAGCUGACCAUUCUAAGAGUUCCUUAGACAAUAAAAAGUACAAACAGUUGUUACAAGACAUUAUAGGAAGACUUUCAAUCUUCAAUGAAUCUAUAUAUCCAAGAAGAUAUAUUUGUAUAGUAACCGUGAACAACAUCGCUGAGAAUUUUUCAGAAUGUUAUUUUCCCGAAAUAGAUAUUAUAUACAGAAAAGGGGUCCCAGUAAAAGUCAAUCCUAGUAAACCUCCUAUAAAAACAGAAUUACAGAACACAGAUGUGAAUUUGAUUCGAGCUUUAGCAUCGGACUUGAAAUCGCUCGGAUACGGCAGGUUUUUUAAGUACAACAAACAUGUAAUAUCGAAUUGUUGUUCUGUUUGUAGAGGAAACCACCUAGGAAUUAUUCUAAAUAGUAAGAAUACAGAAAAAUAUUUCGAACAUGCACAUCCUUCGUUCUGGAUAUCCAUUUAAAAAUGGAGCAGAAGAUUUCAGGAAUCACUGCUUGAGAAAUAUUCGUACUAGAUUAUGUCUAAAACUAAUUUGAACUUAGUUAAAGAUGUUCUCAUCUUUUGUUAAAAUGAUUUUGAUUACAGUAAUUAAUUGAAGUCUGAAUAAGUCUAAUUUAAAAAACAGACUGAACAAAGUAUGUUUUCGAGGAGCAUUCCCGACUACUGGUCAAGUGAAAUGGGUCCAUCCUAAAAAAACUGCAAGUUUUUAAAUGACACUAUGUAUUUAUACCGUCUUUUCCUAUAGUGUAUAGAGUUUAAAAUGUUACAUUACAGCCCUGUGUGGACUAAAAUGAGUUUUUUUUAUUGAACGAAGCUUUGUAGCAAUUAUCUGUAUUUCAAAAUAUCAAUUUUGAGCAUGAUAUAUCAUUAAUGAAUGGAUAUUCUGUAUUAUCAGAUGCACAAAAAUAAAUAAACUCUAAACAUGU
Molecule: messenger RNA, 1390 nt
Organism: Ruditapes philippinarum (Manila clam)
Lineage: Eukaryota; Metazoa; Mollusca; Bivalvia; Venerida; Veneridae
Product: BTB/POZ domain-containing protein KCTD14-like
Exons: 2
Coding region: 136-927 (263 amino acids)
Biological process (GO): protein homooligomerization
Molecular function (GO): protein binding
Source: RefSeq, a predicted model, not a curated record